CACUCCUCGCAGACGGUUUGCAGACACGCGUUAAGGGCCGCGAAUAAAAAAACACACACAGUACACUGUCGACCCCCAUGUGGUGACCCACUGUCUGCUUUCGAUCUCCAGAGCGCGCAGCGCUUUUCUGCCGUGGGCGAUUUAACGAUCAAUUCGCAUGUAAAUGAAACGCGCGCGGUUUGAUACCUGUCCACGUGUUCGUUAGUGAAGAGUGUUGCUUGGUAGUGAAGUUUUGGCCAAAGUGAAAAUUUUUAGAAAGUCUCAGGUCAAACAAAAUGGCCCUCAGUAGAAUCGUUCGGGCUUGUUUGCAGCAGCACAUCAAGGCUGCCCGAAUAGUGAUACCGACCGGAAGUGUCAUCAGUGCAAACAGCAGAUGGUAUGAAAUCCGACACAUUAGUUCCAGUUCAGCGGCUGGCGAGAAACUGGCCACUGCCAAGGCAGUUCAGAAGCACGAUUGGAACCGAGCCGUGAGUGAAGCGGAGAAGAUCGUAGGCUAUCCGACAUCGUUUCUAAGUCUUCGCUGGCUGCUCAGUGACGAGAUUGCAAAUGUGGCACUACACCUCAGAAAACUGGUCGGCAGCAACCAUCCGCUGCUAAAAACGGCAAAAACUUUGGUUUACAACGACAAAAACCAACAAGCCUGGGGUCUCAUCGUGCUGCUGGUGUCGAAAGCCGCUGGACAUGCUGCUUCGAUCCCGGAAAUGGACCAGGACAAAAGUGCUGGAGUGCUGCACUCCCAGCGAGCACUGGCUGAGGUGACGGAAAUGAUUCGUACCUCUCAUCUCAUUCACCAGGGAAUGAUCAACCUACAAUCGAUGGAUAAUGCUGGGAACAAUCUCAGCGGAGAUAGCGAGAUGAUUUUCGGCAAUAAGAUGGCACUGCUCGGAGGAGAUUAUUUGUUAGCCAAUGCAAGUCAGCAGGUGGCCACCUUAAGGAAUCAAGACCUCAACAUGCUAAUUUCCUCUGCCUAUCGAGAUCUAGCCGAAUCCAACUUUAUCGGCGAUCGUGACGAACAGAACAAUCCAUUGCCGUCGAAACCGGAAUCGUCGGUGAAAGGGAACUCCUCGCCGGACUGUAGUCUCGAUGAUCUAGGCUUCGGCGAUCUGGAAGAUAACACUCAGUCGAUGAGUAUGGAGAAGGUAUUGGGGAACCCUGAAAAGGAAUGGUCGCUGAGACACGUGCUCGGUGGUGGAAGUUUGCUAGGUAAAAGUUGCCAGGGAGCCCUGAUGCUGGCUGGACAACCGGAGGAACUCCAGAAGCAAGGAUAUUUAUUCGGAAAACACUUAUCGCUCGCGUGGCAGGCGUGUAUCGAUCUGCAACCGUUUCUGCUAAGUUCGUUACCGCAAGGUGGACAGUUCAGUCUGGUGUCCGCUCCGGUCCUAUUCCAUCUCGAGUACGAUCCGUGUAUUUACGAGCAAAUCGAGAAAGGACGUAGCUGUAUCGAGGAAAUUGACUAUCGCGAGCUGCAUCGUGCCAUAGGAACAGGGCCCGGUUUGGAAAAAACUAGAAAUCUCAUGAGGAAGCACAGUCACGCUGCAAUGCAGGUGCUGGACCGGCUGCAGCCAUCGGACGCGCGAACCGCCCUUCAGAAUAUUAUUCUAGCCAUGCAGGAAUUAUAACGGUCGCU
Molecule: messenger RNA, 1627 nt
Organism: Topomyia yanbarensis
Lineage: Eukaryota; Metazoa; Arthropoda; Insecta; Diptera; Culicidae
Product: all trans-polyprenyl-diphosphate synthase PDSS2-like
Exons: 4
Coding region: 276-1619 (447 amino acids)
Biological process (GO): isoprenoid biosynthetic process; ubiquinone biosynthetic process
Cellular component (GO): mitochondrion; transferase complex
Molecular function (GO): prenyltransferase activity
Source: RefSeq, a predicted model, not a curated record